UUGAAGGCAUCCAAGAAAAAUUUUGGUCUCGAUAAUCGGAAAGCUCAAUCAUCUCUCUCUCUUCCCCCAAAAAUUCUCAGCCUUCAUUCUCCAAUACUCACUGCGAUCUAUGGCGUCUGGUUCAGCAGGUCGCCCUAACUCCUCCCCCAAAUCGUUUGAUUUCGGUUCUGAUGAUAUCCUUUGCUCAUUUGAAGACUACGGCAAACAGGACCCCUCGAACGGUAGCCACACCGAUCCCGUUUCCAUUACCAAUUCUACCAAGGAUUUUCACAAGAGUAGAAUGUCUACUGUAUUCCCUGCUGCUGCCUAUGGUCAAGCUCAAGCAGAUGAUUCCAUUAGUCAAAAUGUGAUUUCCACUGUUGAGAACAGCAUGAAAAAACAUUCUGAUAACCUUUUGCGUUUUCUUGAGGGGAUAAGUUCACGUCUAUCACAACUUGAACUAUAUUGCUACAACCUUGAUAAAUCUGUUGGAGAAAUGCGGUCUGAUUUAGCCCGUGACCAUGAAGAGGCAGAUUCAAAGCUUAAAUCUCUUGAGAAGCAUGUACAAGAGGUCCACAGGUCUGUACAGAUUAUAAGAGACAAGCAAGAACUUGCUGAGACUCAAAAAGACUUGGCUAAACUUCAGGUCUCACAGAAAGAGCCAUCUUCGUCAAGCCAUUCACAGUCAAAUGAGGAGAGGGCUUCGUCAGUUGCCUCUGAUCCUAAAAAGAAUGAAAAUCCAUCUGAGAUUCACAACCAGCAAUUAGCUUUGGCCUUGCCACAUCAGAUCGUCCCACAGCAAAAUUCUAUAACAGCCCCUUCAGCAGCUUUGCCUCAGAAUAUGCCUCAACAACAGCAAUCUUACUACAUAUCUUCAUCCCAGUUGCCUGGUCAACCACCUCAUCUCCAGCAUGCUCAGGGCCAAUAUAUCUCGCCUGAUUCUAACCGGGCAUCACAACCUCAAGAUGUUUCACAGAUGUCCAAUCCCCAGCUAAGUCAAACUCCACCACAACCAUUCAAUCAGUAUCAACAAUGGGCGCAACCACCAUCUCAGCAGCCACAACCUCCUCAACAGCCUUCUAUGCAACCUCAGAUCAGACCACCACCCCCUUCAGUCUACCCUUCUACUUAUCCACCAAAUCAACCAACUUCUAUGCCCGAGACGCUGUCAAGCAGCAUGCCCAUGCCAAUGUCUUUUCCAUCUAUUCCACAACCCGGUUCAAGCCGCAUGGAUGCAGGGCCUUAUGGGUAUGCUGCUGCUAGUGGUGGUUCUGCUCCACAGCAACCUCCUCAAGUGAAAAAUGCUUAUGGUCCAGCAACAGGUGAGGGAUAUAUGCCUCCUGGACAACAAUCUGGAGGUGCAUAUAUGAUGUAUGAUAGGGAAAGUGGAAGGCCGCCACACCAUCCGCCUCAACAACCACACCAUCCGUCUCAACAACCGCACUUCAAUCAAAGCGGAUAUCCUCCGGCCAAUGUAUCUCAUCAGGUUCCUCCUCAGGCUCCAACAGGCCCCCAUGUUUCAGCCAGGAAUCCAAGUCACUCACAUCUAAUUGAAAAACUGGUUGGCAUGGGUUUCAGGGGUGAUCAUGUUGCAAGUAUAAUCCAGAGAAUGGAGGACAGUGGGCAACCUGUUGACUUCAACGCAGUUCUAGACAGAUUGAGUACUCCUACAGGUCCAGGUCCACAAAGAGCGUGGUGAGAGUAAUUUAAUCAUAUCCCCUAUUUGCGGCCGAUACUGGCCAUGACCAGCCUCAUACAUUGCGUCUUUUUAAUGCAUUGAAUAAAACACUGGUUUAUGAUUUAAUUGUCCUCGUAUAUAUAUUUUAUUAUGGUUUGUGAGAUUUAUAAACGUUCGGCUGUAUGAUUUAAACCUUGUGUGAAUAUCUUCUUCCAAAUUCCAGUCUUGCCAUAUAUUCCCCAUUGA
Messenger RNA from Benincasa hispida (wax gourd), 1903 nucleotides. RefSeq lists its product as uncharacterized. The record is from RefSeq and is a predicted model, not a curated record. NCBI's taxonomy places the organism in Eukaryota, Viridiplantae, Streptophyta, Magnoliopsida, Cucurbitales, Cucurbitaceae.